GUCACUCGAAUACCAUCAUGUUGGUUUCGUCCAAGUCUGUGGUUCUUUUCCUAAGUCUCCAUCUCUUCCAUGGUGUUGUACUGGGCUCUCCAACACAUCCUAGAAGGGUCCUAACUCAACAGGGUUAUGUCAGCGGAAUACAGCAAGACAUUCAAACCAAUAACGGGCAAACGAAAACUAUCUACAAGUUCCUGGGCGUUCCUUACGUUGAGAAGCCCAUUGGUAAUCUUCGCUUCAAGCCCCCACAAGCUUUUUCUUGUCGACGAUUAAGCGAUUAUGAUGCUACCUUUCUACGACCAAUCUGCAUGCAGAACGAACAUCACUUUGAUUCAAUAAGAAGGGCGUGGCCUCAGUUUGACCCAAAGAGAGAUAUGAGCGAAGAUUGCCUGUACCUGAACAUCUACACUCCAAGCACAAGAGGUACAAAGAAAUUCCCAGUUAUCUUUUAUAUCCACGGGGGAGGCAAUUUUUUUGGUUCUCCUGCUCGUGAUAUUUCCCCAGGCGAGUAUUUGCCCACACGCGGUGUGGUUCUUGUCACUAUCCAGUAUCGACUUGGACCAUUUGGGUUCUUCACAACUGGGGACUCAGAGGCACCUGGAAAUGUAGGUCUUCUUGACCAGGUAGAGGCCCUCAAGUGGGUUCAACAAAACAUCGAGGGUUUUUGUGGCGACAAGAACAGCGUGACUCUCCUUGGUGAAAGCUCAGGAGGAUCUGAUGUGGGUUUACACUACUUAUCACCCUUGUCUAGAGGACUAUUUCAUCGUGGUAUUGCAGUGAGUGGUGUAGACCUCUCUCCCUUCGCCUACAAACCUAAGUCUACGGUUCUAGAAUACAGCAAGGAAUUGGUCAGGGUGUUUAACUGUACGAAAUCUAGCAGCCUACAAAUACUUCAGUGCUUAAAAUCAGUUCCAAGCACUAGUUUCUUUAAUAACGAAAUAUAUUGGUUCUUGCAACCGUUCGUUGACCAACACUUUCUCCCAGACGAGCCCAAAACUUUAAGAAAAGAAGGAAGAUUCCAGAAGCUCCCUUUAAUCUCAGGCUUUGUGAGCCAAGAAGGUUCUUUGGUUGUAGAAUGGUAUUCACAAAAUUACAAUACAGCAUACAAUCCUACAGGUCUCAGUGAUUAUCUGGAAUUCUUUCUGUCUGGUCAAUACAAUCUUGCAAAGGAUAAGGCCUGCAUUGUUUAUAACGCUCUAAAAUUUCAAUAUACACCAUGGGAUGACCUGAACAACCCUACCCGGUUCCGUGAAAAGUUUACAGAAAUAUGGUCAGAUCACAAUUUCAUUGCUCCAACCGAUGCUGCCUUGACCAUCCAUAGUGAUCAUGGUGCUCCUACCUACAUGUUUGAGUUUGCUCAUCGCUCUAGAUACCAUCCAAAGCCGAAAUGGAUGGGGGUCGUUCACGAAGAUACAACAGCCUACAAGUUUGGUCUYCCGCUUCUUAAYUCCAAAACAAAACUAAAGUUUGACAAGAAAGAUAAAAAAGUCAGCGAUAUGGUAGUGACCAUGUUUACCAAUUUUGCUAAAUUUGGAAACCCGACCCCGAGACGUGUGCAUGGUUUGAAAUGGGACAACUUUGACUCGUCCAAGAAGGCUUACUYGAAGAUCCAGACGAAUCCUUUCAUGACCAGCAAAUACCAUCCACUCAGAAUGGCCUUCUGGAAUUCGUAUUUCCCGACACUUCUUCCUGAGAAGCCACUUCCGUCAUCUUGCGGAGACGAAUGAGUUGUGAGUGACGGGGCUAUGAAUCGUGGCAAACCAAGCUAACUUCRACCAAAUUGGAUUAGAGAAGGUCCCUUGCACUUUAGAUAUUUAAAGAUUAAGCAUGCAAUGCUGUAUGAGAUUUAUGAUUAAUGGUACUCAUUUGAGAUGUAAACGAAAUUCCAAUUGCGUUAAUAAAGUAUUUCCAUCAUGAAA
Molecule: messenger RNA, 1916 nt
Organism: Actinia tenebrosa (Australian red waratah sea anemone)
Lineage: Eukaryota; Metazoa; Cnidaria; Anthozoa; Actiniaria; Actiniidae
Product: cholinesterase
Molecular function (GO): cholinesterase activity
Source: RefSeq, a predicted model, not a curated record